GCUUCCAAUUUCAUGGUUCUUGAAAUAAAUUGAAAAUUCAUAAACUUCAUACUUAAAAAGAUGCACAGAGCUCAGAACCUUUCCAUGGCUUCCGUCAUUCUGUUUCUGUUUCUAUCUUUUACUUUAUUUUUCACAGCCUUAGCUCAACAAAGAUACUCCAAUAUAAGCUUAGGAUCUUCCCUCACACCCACCACCAACUCCUCGUGGUUGUCACCUUCUGGUCUUUAUGCCUUUGGAUUUUACCAACAGGGCAGUGGCUAUGGUAUUGGUGUUUUUAUUGCUGGAAUUCCCCAGAAGACAGUUGUCUGGACUGCUAACCGGGAUGAUCCACUAGUACACAGCAACGCUACCUUGCUCUUCACUAGUGAUUCUGGGCUUGUCUUGGAAGCUCAAGGCCAAACCACUCAAGUUAUUUCUACUUCAGAGUCACCUUAUUCAGCUUCUUUGUUUGAUUCGGGCAAUUUUGUGGUCUAUAAUUCUGAUCGUCAUAUAAUAUGGCAGAGUUUUGAUAACCCAACUGAUACCCUUUUGUCUACUCAACGCCUUGAAGCUAAUUCACGGCUGUUUUCCGCUGUUUCGCAAACUGAUCACUCAACAGGAAUUUUCCGCCUUGUUAUGCAAGCAGAUGGAAACCUUGUCCAGUAUGCGGUGACAACUACUGUGACUACUAAAGAUGCUUAUUGGGCAACCGGUACAGAUGGGCAAGGGAAUAACGUGACACUAAAUCUUGAUGACGAUGGCCAUCUCUACCUGUUCAAUUUCACUGGUUUCAAUAUAAUUAAGAAUCUAACAGACGGAAGGUAUCCCACACAAAAAACAAUUUACAUUGUGAGAAUUGAUUUUGAUGGGAUAUUCAGAUUGUACUCGUACAAUCUGACACAGAAUGGAAACUGGUCAGUUUUGUGGUCAUCCACAAAUAAUAAAUGCGAUCCCAAGGGACUCUGUGGUUUUAAUAGCUAUUGUGUUUUAAAUGAUCUGGAACCUCAAUGUCUUUGUCUUCCACAAUUUACACAUGUUGUUCAGAAUAAUUGGACUGCUGGAUGUGAAAGGAAUUUCUUUCCUGAAAGUUGCAAAGAUGAUAAUGGAGACAUCAGAAUUCAAGAACUCACCAAUACUGUAUGGGAAGACAAUCCAUAUUCCGUUCUCUCAUUAUCUUUCAAAGAAGAUUGUGAGAGAGCCUGCUUGGAGGACUGUGACUGUGUUGCUGCAUUUUUUAAAGAUAGGCAGUGCAAAAAGCAGAGGCUUCCUUUGAGAUAUGGGAAAAGAGAUAUGGGUGACUCAAAUUCAGCUUUGAUCAAGGUGGGCAAAUCUAUAUCCACCACCACAGAUAGAGUUGAGCCUGGAAAGAAAAAGAGUGAUCAGCUUGGAAGGGGCAUCCUAAUUGCCAGUGUUUCAAUUGUUGCCCUUGGGCUUGUUAUGUUGGCAAUAUCUGGCUUUCUGUUAUAUAAAUCUCGUGCACAGCCAUACAAAAGGAUAAAUGCAAAUGAGAAUAUUGUAUUAUGUGAGGAAGUUGCUCCCCGAUCUUUCACUUUUGCAGAACUAGAAGAGAUAACAGAUGGUUUCAGGGAAGAAAUCGGCAGAGGUUCAUUUGGGACAGUUUAUAAAGGGCUAGUAUCGAGUACCCAGAAAGUUGCAGCUGUCAAGAGACUAGAAGGAGUUGUAUCUCAAGGGGAAAAAGAAUUCCAAACUGAAGUGAAGGUUAUUGGAAAAACACAUCACAAGAAUCUAGUACGCCUACUCGGUUAUUGCAAUGAAGGACCUAAUAGGCUCUUGGUAUAUGAGUACAUGAGCAAUGGUUCCCUUGCUGACUUGCUCUUCUCUCCUGAAAAAAGACCUUGUUUUACAGAAAGAGUGGAGAUUGCUCGCAAUAUAGCAAGGGGUAUCCUCUAUCUACAUGAAGAGUGCGAGACACAGAUCAUCCAUUGUGAUAUAAAACCACAGAACAUACUGAUAGAUGAAUACAGGUCUCCAAAAAUUUGUGAUUUUGGAUUGGCAAAGCUGCUGAAGCCGGACCAAACGAAAACUUUCACAGGAAUUAGAGGAACAAGAGGAUAUGUUGCACCAGAAUGGCAUCGUAAGCUUCCUGUUACAGUUAAAGCUGAUGUUUAUAGUUUCGGAAUUGUGUUAUUGGAGAUCGCAUGUUGUAGAAGGAAUGUGGAUCAAAAUCUUCCAGAGAUUGAAUCCAUACUUGUGGAUUGGGUUUACCAUUGUUUUGAGGCUGGUGAAAUGGAUAAAUUGGUUGGUGAUGAGGAAGUGGACAAGAGACUAAUGGAUAGAAUGAUCAAAGUGGGGCUUUGGUGCACUCUGGAUGAACCGUCCAUCCGCCCUUCCAUGAAGAAGGUUCUUUUGAUGUUGGAAGGGACAGUUGACAUCCCAGUACCACCAAGUCCUACUUCUUUUCUUACUUGCAUUUAAGAUUUGUGUUUUUGGUCUCUGCUUUUCUUUAGUUCUCAGUUAGUAAGUUGAAGUUACAGUUCGUUACUUGCUUUAAAUUUAUAAUUAUCAGUCUAUCUAGUACAAAAAGUUGUAAUGAACAAGGAUGGAAAUUCCACUUACGGUUUUUAACUUGUCA
This is a messenger RNA of Hevea brasiliensis (rubber tree), 2572 nucleotides long. Its product is annotated as G-type lectin S-receptor-like serine/threonine-protein kinase LECRK3. Lineage: Eukaryota; Viridiplantae; Streptophyta; Magnoliopsida; Malpighiales; Euphorbiaceae. The record is from RefSeq and is a predicted model, not a curated record. The coding region runs from base 61 to 2415 and encodes 784 amino acids. Gene Ontology annotation, molecular function: protein serine/threonine kinase activity; ATP binding. Gene Ontology annotation, biological process: recognition of pollen; protein phosphorylation. The transcript has a single exon.